AUGUGCACACUCACCCCCCCCUUGCACACUCACCCUCCUGCGGGUCCCCCCCGCCCCUGGCCGCCUCCCCGCCCCCGCCGUGCCCGGAGCCGUCGAGCGGGGCGGGCGGAGCGGGGCCGUGCGGGGCGGGUGCGGUGCGGGCGGCGGCACCGGCGGCAGCUCCAUCCCGGCUCCGGUUACAUCACCAGCUCCAACACCGGCUCCGGUCCCGGCUGCUGCUGCAGAAGCUCCACUCUCCGCUCCCGGCUUCGCUCCCGGCUCCGCUCCGGUACCAUCGUCGGCUCCGGCUUCAUUCCCUUCAGCAGCGCCGGUUCCGGCUCCACCCGCAGCUCCGGCCCCGCUCCCGGUCCCAGCGUUGGGAACAGCCACAGCCCCGCUCCCGGUCCCAUCUCCGGCUUCCCCCGCAGCUCCGCUCCCGGCCCCGUCCCCAGCCCCAUUCCUAGUCCAAUCCCUGCUCCCGAUCCGUCCUCGGCCCCAUCUCAGCUCUCGGUCUCAUCCCCACUCCUGAUCCCAUCCUCGGCCCCAUCCCUGCCCUUAGUCCCAUUCCUACCUCCACCCGCAGCUCCAGCCCCGGCCUCGGCUGCUGUCCCCAUCUCCAUCCCCAUCCCUGUCCUCAUCCAUAUCCUUGUUCCCUUCUCCAGCCCCAUCUGAGCACCGUUUCU
Molecule: messenger RNA, 662 nt
Organism: Lepidothrix coronata (blue-crowned manakin)
Lineage: Eukaryota; Metazoa; Chordata; Aves; Passeriformes; Pipridae
Product: tetra-peptide repeat homeobox protein 1-like
Exons: 2
Coding region: 1-651 (216 amino acids)
Source: RefSeq, a predicted model, not a curated record